Acanthosepion pharaonis is the source of this 681-nucleotide messenger RNA. NCBI's taxonomy places the organism in Eukaryota, Metazoa, Mollusca, Cephalopoda, Sepiida, Sepiidae. The record is from the annotation of a GenBank genome assembly.
AUGGCUCUCCACCUCCCUCUAUCCCUUGCAGCUCCCAACAAGUUCCUUCCCUCUGCUUCCUUCCUCAGACCACCUUCUCUCAUCCACUUGCUUAAGUCCGCCAGUCCGAUAACAUCAUGGCGAGAAGGCGAACGUUCUAACCAAUCGGCCACGUGCCCACUAUCUAUCUAUCUAUCUAUCUAUCUAUCUAUCUAUCUAUCUAAUUCUUUUCUUUAUCUAUCUAUCUAUCUAUCUAAUACUUUUCUUAAUCUAUCUAUCUAUCUAUCUAUCUAUCUAUCUAUCUAUCUAAUUCUUUUCUUUAUCUAUCUAUCUAUCUAUCUAUCUAUCUAUCUAUCUAUCUAUCUGUGUCUGACCAUUGGUCUGCCUGACACUGCUUUAUCAAUCUACUCUUAUACAGAAGGAUCGUUAUCGCAUAGCAGUUCAAGUCUCCUUUUUCUUCAUGAAAUUCAUAAUGAAUACGUCCACCAAGCCAAAUGUGGACACAAGUCGCAUGUUCAGAGCAACUAUUGCGGAACAGUAUUACAGGUAAGAGACCUUCCUUUUCGUACACUGACUACGGAGCUAGAAAGUGUACCUGGGCUCAUUCAAGAAUAUGCACGUGAUUCGGAAAGAUGUUUCGGCGAAGUGCACUUCAGAAGCUGCCUGAUGUUAGCGAUACUUUUGUUUGUCCGUUGCGAUUAA